AUGGCCAUCACUUUUCUCAACUUAGUUCUUCUCAUCAUCUUCCAUUCUUCUAUGACUACUUUCUCUCUGAAAUCAACCACCAUAGUUACAGACCAAUCAGCACUUCUUGAAUUGAAAAACCAUAUCAGUCACGACCCUGAAAAUGUAUUAGCAACUAAUUGGUCAGUCUCCACCCCUGUUUGCAAUUGGUUCGGUGUCAGUUGCGGAUCCAAGCACCGCAGAGUCACAGCUCUGGACCUCACCGGGUUGGGACUCUCUUUGGUAACACAGCUUCAGUGGAGAAAUCCCAUCGUGGUUGGGAUCUUUAACUCAACUUCGAACGCUGAUUUUGUACCAAAACAGCUUCCAAGGUGUUAUCCCAUUCUCUUUAGGCAAUUUGUCAAAGCCAGAGAAGUUGAGCUACCAGAUUAUAGGCUUUCUGGUGGAAUUCCAGCUAAUUUAUUCAAGGGCAGAGAGUUGCAAGUUUUAUCCAUAUCGUAUAACCAAUUGGAGGGGAAGCUACAAGGAGAAAUUGGCAAUUUGAGUAAGCUUCAAUGCUUAGCUAUUGAUCAUAAUCACUUCCAAGGUAAUGCCUCCAAGCUCACUUUGCUUGAAAUGUCAAGUAAUUACUUUUCGGGGUCCAUUCCUAAUGAUCUUGGGAAUCUACGAAAUUUAAGGUCACUCAACCUGGAGGAAAAUAAUUUGAUUUCCUUGGAAAUGAGAUUUCUCUCUUCUUUGACAAACUGCAGAGGCUUAGAGAAGUUGAAAUUCGGCCACAACCCAUUGAUUAGUGGUGAACUUCCAGGUUUGUUAGGGAAUCUCUCAGGUUCUCUUCAGAUCUUCUAUGGUUUUCGGUGCAACAUUAGUGGUAGGAUCCCGAGUGAACUUGGUAACUUAAGUAGCUUGAUAAGGGUCGAGCUAGCCAACAAUAAAUUGGCGGGAUCCAUUCCCCCCACAAUCGGAAGAUUAAAAGAGUUGCAGGGUCUUUCUCUUGAGGACAAUAAGUUAGAAGGAGCUUUUAAGAGCUUCGAUGUUGAAUGUGAAGUUCUCCGCAAUAUUCGUCACCGGAAUUUAAUCAAAAUCAUUAGUAGCUGCUCUAAUGAUUUUGAUUUCAAAGCCUUAGUGCUUGAGUUCAUGCCUAAUGGGAGUCUUGAUAAAUGGUUGUAUUCCGAUAACCAUUCUCUGGACAUCCUACAAAGGUUGAACAUACUGAUACAUAUUGCAUCCGCUCUGUAAUAUCUUCAUCAUGGUAAUGAAACACCCAUUGUUCAUUGUGAUUUGAAAACCAGCAAUGUUCUGUUAGAUGAAGAUAUGGUUGCACGUUUGAGUGAUUUUGGAAUUGCAAAACUCUUAUGCAACGAGGACUCGAUGAAUCAAACCAUGACAAUGGCGACAAUUGGGUAUAUGGCACCAGAGUAUGGAAUAGAUGGAAUUGUUUCGACAAAAGGCGACGUGUAUAGUUUUGGUAUUCUUUUGAUGGAAACCGUCACGAGAAAAAAACCCACAGAUGAAAUGUUUGCAGGAGAAAGAAGCUUGAAGAGUUGGGUGAAAGAGUCGAUAUCAAAUCCGCUAAUUCAAGUUGUAGACAUGAAUCUGCUUAGCACUAAUGAGGGGGGAACGUUCAGCAAUCAACAACUGUGCCUUGUUCAUUUUGCAAGUCGGCUUAGAAUGUUCAGCAGAAGUACCAGAUGAGAGGAAUGAUAUGAAAGAGAUUGUGAUAAAGCUAAAGAAGAUCAAAGUGAAGUUUCUAGAUGAUAUUAAACGGAAACGAUGAAGAGGUUGUUGUUAAUUUAACUAAAAUAAACAUGAGAUUUAUUUCCAAACAAUAUCUUUGAUAAUUAUUUAUCAAGCUAUUUGAGCUUUGUUUAUGUUAAC
Hibiscus syriacus is the source of this 1854-nucleotide messenger RNA. Its product is annotated as putative receptor-like protein kinase At3g47110. The record is from RefSeq and is a predicted model, not a curated record. Lineage: Eukaryota; Viridiplantae; Streptophyta; Magnoliopsida; Malvales; Malvaceae. Gene Ontology annotation, biological process: protein phosphorylation. The transcript has 4 exons. Gene Ontology annotation, molecular function: protein binding; protein kinase activity. Bases 1 to 1215 code for a protein of 404 amino acids.